GAACCCAGCUCAACAAGUACCACAGAAACCAGUGCAACCACCUCAACAACCACCUCAACAAGUACCACAAAAACCAGUGAAACCACUUCAACAGGUACCACAGAAACCACUGAGCCCACCUCAACAAACACCACAAGAAACACAGAUACCACUUCAACAAGUACCACAGAAACCAAAACCAGUGCAACCACCUCAACAAGUACCACAAAAACCAGUGAAACCACCUCAACAAGUACCACAGAAACCAGUGCAACCACCUCAACAAGUACCACAAAAACCAGUGAAACCACCUCAACAAGCACCACCAAAACCACAACCACCUCAACAUCCACCACAGAAACCAGUGAACCCAAUUCAACAAUUACCACAGAAACCAGUGCAACCACCUCAACAAGUACCACAAAAUCCAGUGAAACCACCUCAACAAGUACCACUGAAACCACUGAACCCACCUCAACAAGUAUCACCGAAACCACUGAACCCACCUCAACAAGCACCACAAAAACCAGUGAACCCACUUCAACAAGUACCACAGAAACCAGUGGAAGUACCUCAAAAAGCACCACCAAAACUAGUAAACCCACUUCAACAAGUACCACAGAAACCAGUGCAACCACCUCAACAAGUACCACAAAAACUAGUGAAACCACCUCAACAAGUACCACUGAAACCACUGAACCCACCUCAACAAAAACCAGUGCAACCACCUCAACAAGUACCACAAAAACCAGUGAAACCACCUCAACAAGUACCACUGAACCCACCUCAACAAGUAUCACCGAAACCACUGAACCCACCUCAACAAGCACCACAAAAACCAGUGAACCCACUUCAACAAGUACCACAGAAACCAGUGGAAGUACCUCAACAAGCACCACCAAAACCAGUGAACCCACUUCAACAAGUACCACAGAAACCAGUGCAACCACCUCAACAUCCACCACAGAAACCAGUGAACCCAAUUCAACAAUUACCACAGAAACCAGUGCAACCACCUCAACAAGUACCACAAAAACCAGUGAAACCACCUCAACAAGUACCACAGAAACCAGUGCAACCACCUCAACAAGUACCACAAAAACCAAUACCACUUCAACAAGUACCACAGAAACCAGUGGAAGCACCACAACAAGCACCACAGAAACCAGUGAAACCACCUCAACAGGUACCACAGAAACCACAACCACCUCAACAUCCACCACAGAAACCAGUGAACCCAAUUCAACAAUUACCACAGAAACCAGUGCAACCACCUCAACAAGUACCACAAAAACCAGUGAAACCACCUCAACAAGUACCACUGAAACCACUGAACCCACCUCAACAAGUAUCACCGAAACCACUGAACCCACCUCAACAAGCACCACAAAAACCAAAACCAGUGCAACCACCUCAACAUCCACCACAGAAACCAGUGAACCCAAUUCAACAAUUACCACAGAAACCAGUGCAACCACCUCAACAAGUACCACAAAAACCAGUGAAACCACCUCAACAAGUACCACAGAAACCAGUGCAACCACCUCAACAAGUACCACAAAAACCAGUGAAACCACCUCAACAAGCGUACCACAGAAAACAGUGAACCCACGUCAACAAGCACCACAAAAGACACUGAACCUACUUCAACAAGGACCACCGAAACCAGCAGAAGUACCUCAACAAGCACCACCAAAACCAGUGAUCACACUUCAACAAGCAUCACAGAAACCAGUGAACCCACAUCACCAAGCACCACGGAAACUGGUUUAA
Carcharodon carcharias (great white shark) is the source of this 1752-nucleotide messenger RNA. RefSeq lists its product as uncharacterized. NCBI's taxonomy places the organism in Eukaryota, Metazoa, Chordata, Chondrichthyes, Lamniformes, Lamnidae. The transcript has 9 exons. The annotation marks the transcript as partial. The record is from RefSeq and is a predicted model, not a curated record.